AGGAAAGGAAAGGACAAGUGGCUGUGUCACAGAGCAACUUUCCCACACGAUAUGACGACAACAACGUAACUUUCUAAACAAUCAGCCGACGACUUUAUCAAUUCCAUCCAUCCUUCAAAUUGCAUUCUUAGAGUAUCUUCAUCUCUCCUUGAGUGGUAUGAUUCUUAAUGUGUAAAAGUCCGCAUGUUUUUCCCUGCUUUUGCUUCUGCUUUUCGAAAGCGUCGCUAUCGGCUUUUUCCUAAAUUCUGAUUUCGGGAACGCACAAUAUUCGUCUCAUGUUGCUCUUACAAAGUCCCACAUAAACCCUGAACACAACCUCCCAGGAGAACCGCCAACAUGUUGGAAGGUCUCGUCGCCAACCUUCUCAACCGCUUCUUGGGCAUGUAUGUCAAGAAUUUCGAUCCCAAGCAGCUCAAUGUCGGUAUCUGGUCCGGUGAUGUCAAACUACGGAAUCUCGAACUUCGCCGCGAAGCCCUCGAUCAGCUGCAUCUACCCAUCAACGUGGUCGAAGGCCGAUUGGGAGAAUUGACCAUAUCCAUUCCGUGGUCCAAUCUUCGCGGAAAGCCCGUCCGAGUCAACAUUGAGGAUGUCUUCUUACUGUCCGCCCCAAAAUCAGAGGACGACUACGACGCAGAAGAGGAAGAAAAGCGUGCCGUCGCCGUCAAGCUAGAGAAACUUGAGAGCGCCGAGCUGCUCAAGGAUCGCAAUACCGAGGCCAUGAGUCCGGAAGAGCAGCAGAAGAACCAGAGCUUUACCCAGAGUUUAGUGACGGCCAUUGUCGACAAUCUGCAGGUCAGUAUCAAGAACAUUCAUCUUCGUUAUGAGGAUUCCAUAGCCACGCCGGGCCAUCCAUUCGCCGUGGGUAUGACCCUCAAGGAGAUGAGCGCUGUGAGCACGGAUGCGGAAUGGCGACCGACUUUUAUCCAAUCCACCUCAGACACUACACAUAAGCUGGCCGUGCUGAAUUCUUUGGCCGUCUACUGGAACAGCGACGCAGACCUGUUCGGAACCGGCAAGGGAGGCGAUGUGGGAGCCGAGGCACAGGAAAUUGAUAGGGACGACCUGUUACGUCGCUUCAGGGAAGGCAUCGAGGACACGGGUAAUUCCCAAUACCUGUUGAAGCCAGUCAGCGGUCGCGCAGGCAUCGAGAUGGACAAGACAGGUCGGACCGACCGCCCGAAAAUCAAAGCACGUCUCUUGUUUCAAGAAUUGGGUUUCAUUCUGGACGAGGACCAAUACCGAGACGCGUUGAUGCUGGUCGAUCUGAUGCAUUAUUUUAUUCGUCACCAUCAGUACAAGAGAGUGCAGCCGGAAAAGAGCCCGAAAGAAGAUCCACGAGCGUGGCUGAAAUUCGCCGGUUCGGCCGUUCUAGACAAGAUCCACGAUCGCAAUCGAAAGUGGACCUGGGACUACUUCAGGGAACGUCGAGACAUGCGUCUUCGGUACAUUGACCUUUUCAAGAAGAAGAAAAAGGACCAGAAGUUGACGGAACAAGAAACCACGGAUCUCGACCAUCUCGAGUACGAGUUGAGCUACGAAGAUCUACGAUUCUGGAGGUCUUUGGCACGAUCCCAGCUGCGCAAGGAGAAUGUCGGGGUCAAAAAGCCUCCGCCCAAGCAAACCUGGGGCCAAUGGAUCUGGGGCGCCAAACCAGCAGAAACAGAUGAAGACGAGGAUGCUGGCAUGACAGACGAACAGCGUAAGGAGCUCUACAACGCCAUUGACUGGGACGAAAAGAAGGCCAUUGCAGAAAGUGUCGAUCUGCCUCGAGAGACCGUCAAACUCCAGUUGGAGUCGAGUUUGAGAACGGGCAGUUUCACUCUCAAGCGCGAUCCUCAUGGUCGAGGAAAUGAAGUUCUCAAACUGGUCUUCGACAAUUUCCGAGCCAAGGCGCUGCAACGACCAGAUUCCAUGCUUGCCGAUUUGACCCUCGGCGGGUUCCGCGUCUACGACGGUACUACGGAAGGAAGUUUGUUCCCCCAGAUCGUCAAGGUCAAGGGAGUCGAGGAACAGCCCAAGGACGAAGAAAGAGCCGAAGAUGACGACAGUUUCGAAGACAAUGACCAGACCGACGAACAGACAUCAGAUGCCGAGAACGUCGAAGAUGGCCUGUUCCACCUGGUCUUGGAGAAUCACCCACUUGAUGAAAGCGCCGACACCAAGAUCAUGUUAAAGUUGAAAAGCCUCGAGUUCAUCCACAACCCCAAAUUUGUCGUGGAAAUCGCAAAAUUCUUCAAACCCCCCGAGCGUCACAUGGAGUCGAUUGGUGCCCUGCUGGAAACGGCUGGCGCGACAGUCGAGGAGAUUCGACAGCAGACGAGAGCAGGUCUCGAAUUUGCCUUGGAAGAGCACAAGACCAUCAAUGCAAAUCUCGACAUUCAGGCGCCCAUAUUUAUCAUCCCGGAAAGUAUCACAGAAGAAAGUACACUUUGCAUGAUCCUGGACGCAGGUCACGUGAGCUUGAACAGCGAGCUCGUCGACAAGGACACGAUGAACGAGAUUCGCUCAAAACAGAAACAAAAAUACACCGAGCGAGACUUCAAACAGCUCGAAGGCUUGAUGUAUGACAAAUUCCAUCUGAAGCUCGAAUCUACGCAGGUUCUCAUAGGGCCUGGCAUUGAGGCUACAAGGGCACAACUUGAAGCCUCGGACGAUUCGAAACAAAUGCACAUCAUCGAUCGUAUCAACGUGGGUUUCCUACUUGAGAACUCCAUCGUUCCCAAGGCGCCGGAUAUCACGAAGAUACGGAUAUCCGGGACCCUACCUGUUCUGCAUGCCUCGAUAUCAGACAAGAAAUACAAAAACUUGAUGAGAUUGCUGGAUGUUGCGGUACCCAGAUUCAAUUCUGGACCCGAUACCAAUGGAAAUGACAAAACGAACGAAGUCAACAACCAACAGGACAACCUCCGGUCUAAAAGAAAGUCUGUUCAACUGUUGGAGGCCAAAGACAUGCCGAUCAUUGACCCAGACUCCGAUUCUGAAGAUACGUCUCCAGAGAGUCGAGAAGUUGCCCAAGCUGAAACCCCGGAUACGCCUGCAAACAUACACCAGCGUAACUUCGAGAUAAAUUUCACCGUCGAAAAGCUGCAAGCAUCACUGUACAAAGCUGACCCCGAGGGCAAAAAGCCAGAUCAACUCUUGGUCGAGCUUGUGGCGGAACAUUUCUUUUUCGAUUUUUACCUUCGUCCGUACGACAUGGUUGCCGAAGUACUCCUGCGCGCCGUAACAGUGGAAGAUCAUAUUGAGGAGAUUCCGUUGCCCGAAUUCAAGCAGAUAAUAUCUUCAAAGGGCUUCGAGGCGGAAGAGGGGAAAGACUUGCUCAAUGUGAAGUUUGUCAAAGUCAACCCAGAAUCGCCAGAAUUCCAAUCCACAUACGAAGGGAUAGCGACGAAUCUCGACGUGUCAGUGUCCACCAUCAAUGUCAUCGUGACCCGAAAGACAUUGUUGACGCUUUUGGACUUUGUCCUGACAACGUUUGCCGGUUCUCCGAAUCAGAAUCAGGCACAGAUUGAUCAAAGCGACGACAAGAUCCAAGUCCGAAAUGCGCCAGAGACACCGCCUGCCAAGCAGCAGCAAGACAAGAUCAGGAUCAAGGCUGCAUUGACCAGUAUCGCUCUCAUCUUGAACAACGAUGGUGUACGUCUAGCGACACUGUCAUUGAACUCUGGUGAUGUCGGCAUCUUCCUCGAUGCUGGAACGAUGCAAGUCAAGGCAAGAUUAGGCAGCCUCUCUUUGGUCGACGAUGUGAAUCAAGGUGCACCUGAAGACUCGCCUCUACGUAGACUGAUUGCGAUUGAGGGGGACGAUCUGGCUGAUUUCAAGUAUCAGACUUUCGACUCAGCGCGGCCCGACUAUCCAGGCUAUGAUUCUGGCAUCUUCUUGCGGUCUGGCUCUAUCAAGGUCAACUUCUUGGAGGAGCCAUUUCGGAAAAUCAUGGAAUUCGGGGUCAAGUUUGGAAAGAUGCAAGCCAUCUUCAAUGCUGCGCGGCAAGCCGCUGCAGAACAAGCAACACAAGUUCAGGAGAGUGCCCAGAAGAUGCAUUUCGACAUUGUCAUCAAGACUCCCAUCGUGGUGUUCCCGAGAGCAAUGGUUGAUGACCGGCCUCGUGACCUGCUCACUGCCUAUCUAGGUGAGAUCUACGCCAACAACAAGUUUGUGGGAGUACAGGGGCAGAAGCACGGUCCCUUGGUGAACAAACUGUCGGCUGGCAUCAGACAUAUUCGCCUGACGACCGAGUUUCACUAUGGAGAUGGCCAGUCACAAGAACUUGAAAUGAUUGACCAGGUUGACUUGGAUUUCAAGAUUAGAUAUCUGGAACACCAAGCAGAAUUGGAGAGGCCUGAUCUUGAGAUCGAUGGAUCCAUGUCUCCUAUCAACCUGCGAGCAUCCCAGGCUCAAUUCAAGUUCUUGUUAGAGCUCUCCAAAACAAUUCCCGCAGCAUUUGCUACCGAGAACGAGUCGGAAGAGGACAUCGCUGAAGAAUUGCCGGCCGCAACAGCUGACACAGCAAAAGCAAUCCGGAACGAGGAAACACCCAAAGAAGAAGGCGCUGUCGGCACGUACCAAGGUCCUGAGCUUGGCUCGAGUGAUGAGACUUGGACCAAGUUGAAUUUCGUGUUCAAGGCACCCACAAUAAGUCUUGAACUCUUCUUGGCCGAGGAAGACCAACCGACCGACAACUUUGACGCUGCUAGCAUUUCCAAAUUCUCUCUCAAUGAGACAAACGUCAAGCUGCGCAUGAUCAGCGAUGGUGCCAUGGAAGCCGAGCUCUUGGUUCACUCCUUCACCAUCCGUGACAGUCGGAAGCAGGAAACUAACAAGUUCCGCAAGAUAAUGUCGUUGAUCAACAAUGACGUUCAGCAACAAUUCAUGGCCAGUGUCUCAAUAACGGGUGGGAAAGAGCGACACAUGAUUGUCAUGUUAACCAUCGACAGCCCUCGCAUCAUCGUUGCUCUCGACUACGUGUUUGCCCUCCAAGCAUUCGCUAACGCAGCAUUCCAGUCUGACGAGCCACCUCCGAUUGCGGCCCUGGACGAGUCAACUGACGAUGGCAGCCCGAAGAGUCCCUCUGAAGAGUAUGAUGAUGCACUUACCCUAGAACAAGAAGAUACCGCCAGCGAGUCGUCUUCGAUGACCAUGUCUUUCCGAGUCAAUAUCGUUGAUGCUCAGAUCAUCCUCAUUGCAAAUCCGACGAUUUCGAAUACCGAAGCAAUCGUGCUCGGUACCAAGGAGGUUCUCGUUGGGAAGCAAAACGCAACAACUUUACAAGUGUCCAAGGUCGGUAUGUUCUUGUGUCGGAUGGAUAAGUUUGAAACGAGCCGUCUGAGAAUCCUGGACGACUUCAGCAUCUUCGUGUCCAUGGACAAUCGAAGCCAAGGCGCAGAUUCUUCUCUCACCUCGGUGAGCAUAGAGGUAGAACCUCUUGUUCUACGUCUGUCACUGCGCGAUAUCUUGCUUGCCAUGCAGAUUGUCCAAAAGGCGUCUUCGACCUUGGCGCAGCCUAACAUGCAGCAGUCUUCGGAACCCAGAAAGAUCAAAGAGGUUAAAAGAUCGUCUACGGCGCCCUCGACCAAACGUAGGUCCGUGGCAGGACAAACCGUCAGCACGUCGAAGAUAUCACCGAGAUCAAAGUCGAUUUCGAAAUCCACUGCAGACCAGCCUCCCAAACAUGAUGUGGUCAUGAGCAGAGAAGAACUGAUCGCGACUGUGGAUGGCAUCAGAGUCAUUCUGAUCGGAGACCUGCAUGAACUACCACUCUUGGACUGGAGCGUCAAGAAAUUCCAGGUGGAUGUUCGAGACUGGUCUGGUGCAAUGGCAGCAGAUACCAAGAUUGACACUUUCAUCAAUGUCUACAAUUUCUCCAAAUCUGCCUGGGAACCUCUCAUCGAACCAUGGAAGUUAGGCUUCCAUAUGUCCAAAGAGCUCCAUCCUGAAGUACUGUCUAUGGAGCUGUACUCUCACAAGAAUAUGGAGCUCACAGUGACCUCGGCCACCAUAGCUCUUGCGUCGAAGUCGUUCAAUUUCUUGUCAACGGAUGAGGACAUUCUGUCCAAACCAAGAGUGGCAGAUGCACCAUACAGGAUACGAAACUACACAGGAUUUGAUCUCAGGGUAUGGGCCGAUGAGAAGAGCGACAAUGCGGCAGCAGCGAAACUAACCGAUGGAGAAGAGUACGCCUGGCGUUUCGAGGACGCCACAUCCAUGCGUGAAACUUUGACUCCAGAAGGGAACGCAGGCUUGGUGGGGGUCAAGCUGGAGGGAAGCGGUUUUGAUGCUGUCAACCGCAUUCCUGUGAUCCGUGAAGGCGAAACAUUGUACAACUUGAAACCACGAAAAGACAGCGUGCAGCAUCGCAUGUUGGUCGAGGUGAAGCUUGGCUCCGACAAUGUGAAAUACAUCACCUUCCGGUCACCCCUCCUGGUCGAAAACAAAACUCAGAUACCCAUUGAAAUUGGCGUCUUCAGCCCAGAAUUGGGCGACCUUCUCAAGAUUGAGAAGAUACCUCCUGGAGACGCAAAGCCGGCCCCAGUCGGAGCAGCUUUUGUGCACUCUCUUCUGAUCAGACCGGAUGGAGGCUUUGGCUACGGAUGGUCGAAUGAGCGGCUGUUCUGGAAGGACCUACUCAAGCAGUCAACGCGCACACUCACUUGUGCCGCAGAAGGCAGGGAUGAGUCUCCGCCGUUCUUCUUCCAGAUGCAUGCAUCGUAUAACAGGAAAGACCCCAUGACUAGAAUAUACCCUUAUAUGAGGAUUCAGAUCUCGGCACCGGUCGAGGUUCAGAACCUCCUUCCGUACGAUUUCAAGUAUCGAAUCUACGACAAGAAUACGAAGAAGGACUGGACGAACUUCCUCCGCAAAGGAGGCAUCAGCCCAGUGCACGUGGUUGAGUUGUCUCACCUCCUCCUGCUUAGUGUCGAGCUCGAGGAUACUCCUUUCAGGCAGAGCGACUUUGCCAUCAUCAACAGUAACACUCAAGAGGAGUUCCGAAGGGAGAAGUCGGUGCAGUUGAAGGACGAGCAAGGUGCACAACUGAAGCUCAAGCUCCACUAUACGAACAUGAGAGACAGUGGAGGUGCAUUUAGAGUAUCGAUCUACAGUCCAUAUGUUCUCCUGAACAAGACAGGGCUCGAUAUGAGUGUCCAGAGCAAGGCUUUCUUCGGAUCUGCGAAGGCCGCAGCGUCGCAAGGUGCUCGUACAAGCUCUGGCCAUGGAAAGGCCCUGCCCAUGUUGUAUUCUUAUGCCACUGAUGACCGAAAAAACCGUUCUUUGUUAAAGAUCGGCGACUCCGCCUGGAGCAAGCCGCAGAGCUUUGACGCCAUCGGCAGUGCCUAUGAGGUCGUUCUCCCUUCCACCUCGGCCAAGUCUGAACUCCAUGUCGGAGUUUCAGUCACGGAGGGAGAAGGCAAAUACAGCCUGAGCAAAGUCGUCACCAUCGCGCCUCGAUUCAUGCUGAAGAACAAGAUAGGGGAAGACAUCGAGCUUCGCGAGCCGGGAUCUUCGGACGUCAUCAAGAUGACGAACAAUGACCUCGUUCCGAUUUACUUCAUGCGACAAUGCCCAGAAAAGCAGUUCUGCAUAUGCUUUCCUGGAGUCAACAACCAGUGGUCAUCUCCUUUCAAUCUGGCCAACGUCGGCAUGACUCACGUCAAACUUGCGAAGCACGGUCAGAGGCAGAAACUUGUCCGCGUGGAAAUCAUUCUGGAAGAUGCAACCUUGUUCUUGCACUUCAGUAUUGAAACGAAGCACUGGCCGUUCUCGAUGCGCAACGAAAGCGACACUGAAUUCUUGUUUUUCCAGGCCAAUCCGAACAUCGCCGAGGACGAAGAAGAAGACAAAGGUAGCGGCUGGAAACCAAUCCGAUACAAAUUGCCUCCACGAAGUAUCAUGCCUUAUGCUUGGGAUUAUCCGGCUUCGAAGAACAAAGAGCUUGUCCUGACCGCAAGAGGCAGAGAGAGAUACGUCAAGUUGAUGGAAAUCGGCAACCUGAUCCCGAUCAAGUUACCUUCCGAUGGCCGUGGCGGCCCUUCGAAAGUGAUUGAUGUCAAUAUCGUCGCUGAUGGGCCUACACAAACGCUGGUGCUCUCGAAUUACAAGCCAUCGAAGUCACUCUACCGACAAAAGACGGGCGCGACCAAUGCCUCACAGACUAGCUUGAAUCAAGGGUUCGAGGUCAAGCAGAUCGAGUCCGCACUGAACUUCAAAGCCGAGCUCAGACUCGCCGGUAUUGGUGUCUCUCUCGUGAACACCAACCUGAAAGAGCUGAUGUAUAUCACCUGGCGUGAAAUCGAGUUCAAGUAUGGAGAGUCCAAACUUUACCAAACCUUGAACGCCACGGUCAAAUGGAUCCAAAUCGACAAUCAGCUCUACGGCGGUAUCUUCCCCAUCCUGCUAUAUCCCAGUGUGGUUCCGAAGACUGGCAAGGAAAUGGAGACCCAUCCGAUCUUCCACGCGAUGGUCACUCGCGUCAAGGAUGACUCUUACGGUGUUUUGUACAUCAAGUACGCCACGCUACUGUUGCAGCAGAUCACUGUCGAGGUGGAUGAGGACUUUAUCUUUGCAAUGCUCGAUUUCCUAAAAGUGCCAGGUGCAUCUUGGGCGGAGGAAAAGGAAGGUAAACUAUGUGAUGAGGACUUGGACAUCCCAGAACCGACACGAGAACACCAAGGACAAGACGUCUACUUUGAGCUCCUGCACUUGCAGCCGAUACAACUGGACCUUUCGUUUGUGAGAACUGAACACAUCAACGCUGAGGACAACUUUGUCAACAGCCCGUUGAUGUUCUUUGUCAAUGUCAUGACCAUGUCGAUUGGCAAUGUCAACGAUGCGCCGAUCAAGCUAAAUGCGCUGCUCCUGGAGAACGCAAGAGUCUCCGUCCCAGCGCUCGUCGCCAACAUUCAGAAUCACUACACUCAGGAAGUGCUUCGUCAGGUUCACAUCAUCCUUGGAUCGGCCGACUUCCUCGGUAACCCCGUCGGUCUGUUCAACAGCGUCAGUUCAGGAGUGGCGGACAUCUUCUACGAGCCCUACCAGGGACUGGUGAUGACCGACCGACCUCAAGAGCUGGGUCUCGGCAUCGCCAAGGGCGCCAGUAGUUUUGUCAAAAAGUCCGUCUUCGGGUUCAGUGACAGCAUGGCCAAAUUCACCGGGUCGGUUUCGAAAGGUCUCGCGGCCGCGACCAUGGACAAAGAGUUCCAGGACCAACGACGGAUGUCAAAGAACCGAAACCGACCGAAACAUGCACUGUACGGGGUUACCUCUGGCGGUAACGCUUUUGCUGCAAGCAUGGCGAGUGGUAUCGGCGGGUUGGCGCGACAUCCGCUCGAAGGGGCGGAGAAGGAAGGUGCCCUUGGCUUCGUCAAAGGGGUUGGCAAGGGAUUUCUCGGCCUGGCAACCAAGCCGGCGAUUGGAGCAUUCGACCUUGCGUCCAACGUCGCCGAGGGUGUCCGAAACACCACGACCGUAUUCGAUGCUGAAGGAUUGGACCGUGUGCGGCUGACUCGCUUCAUUGGGAUGGAUGGUAUCGUCAGGCCAUACUCACAACGCGAGGCACUCGGCCAGUUCUGGCUCAAGACAGCGGACGACGGCAAGUUCUUCAACGAGGAUUACAUUGCUCAUCUGGAACUCGAGGGGCGCGACAUGAUGGUGGUUAUGACGUAUGAUCGAAUUCUCAUGAUCAGGACCAAGAAGCUGCGUAUGGAAUGGGACGUCAAAUUGACCGACAUCCAGACCAUCAGCAAAGAGAGGACGGGGAUGAGCAUUGGACUCAAAGGGGGUGCCAAUGGUCCAUUUAUUCCCGUCACUGAUGAAGGAAGCCGGAAUUGGUUGUACAAGCAGAUUGCAAUUGCUGUCAAUGCGUUCAAUGACAAAUAUAACGCAAAAGGAUGAUCCAGAUCGAUUGAUUGAUAUGAUGGUAAGGGCGGUUGGCGCAUCGACCAUGUAACGGCAACAACACUUGUAACGGGUUUUUUUAGGCUGGAGAUGGUUAAAUCUUCGAAGGCGUCGAGCACAAUCGCAGUAUGCUACGCGAGGCGAGUGAGAUUUUCACUCAGGUGCAUUUCACUCAGGUACACCGAAUGAUACGAUGAUUAGUGUACGAGUUCUUGCGCGCUUGUUGGGUAUCAACGCAGAUGACCGGGGCGGGGGCAAACGAGCUGGAUGGGCUGGAUGGGCAAGGCAGCAACUUUCAAAGGUGAUUGAGUCCUCUUUUAGAAGGAAUGAGGCGUCGGCGACGAGGCCAAGUCAAUGCAGGCUAUGGAUGUUCGCAUGAAGCAAGCAGCUCACUCUUACCUUUUUAAGGCCUUUUAAGGGGAAAGACAAAGCCGGUGCGAAGGCCAAGUUUCCAACCCAUAGAUAAAUACAAACAAUUGGAUGGGCUUUUUGUCGCAUGUAAAGCAGGGAUAUCGAAAGAAGCUUCGUUGAACGCCCCCAGAAACAAUUGACCCUUCUGUUGAC
Exophiala oligosperma is the source of this 10452-nucleotide messenger RNA. RefSeq lists its product as uncharacterized. Gene Ontology annotation, biological process: protein targeting to vacuole; protein retention in Golgi apparatus; mitochondrion organization. The transcript has 2 exons. Gene Ontology annotation, cellular component: extrinsic component of membrane. The record is from RefSeq and is a predicted model, not a curated record. The coding region runs from base 337 to 9885 and encodes 3182 amino acids. Lineage: Eukaryota; Fungi; Ascomycota; Eurotiomycetes; Chaetothyriales; Herpotrichiellaceae.